Passer domesticus (house sparrow) is the source of this 3576-nucleotide messenger RNA. It is a transcript of the gene EXD3, whose product is annotated as exonuclease 3'-5' domain containing 3. Gene Ontology annotation, biological process: nucleobase-containing compound metabolic process. Gene Ontology annotation, molecular function: 3'-5' exonuclease activity; nucleic acid binding. Lineage: Eukaryota; Metazoa; Chordata; Aves; Passeriformes; Passeridae. The record is from RefSeq and is a predicted model, not a curated record. Bases 809 to 3316 code for a protein of 835 amino acids. The transcript is spliced from 23 exons.
UGCUGGCUGAGGGCACCUGACCACGGCCAGAAGCGAGCGGCGGCCAGCGCUGCCGCGGCCAAAAUUCCGCUCUGGGAGCUUCCCUGAAUAAAAUAUUUAACGUGAAUUGAAAACAGUAGAUAUUCUCAGGGGGGCGAGUUAACCACAGUAAGUACGGCAGGCACGGGCGGCGCCGCGCUCUGGUAAAUACGGUAGACACCCCCCCCCACCCCCGGGCUCGCGCCCUGCCGCGGGCGACAGCGCCCCCUGGCGGCGACGCGCGUCGGUGUCCCGGAACAGGAGACCGAUGGGGGCGCGGCGCCGUGCGCGAGACGUUCCGGGCCCGCUGGCGUUUGCGGCGCGGAGCGGCGGGGAAGGCUUUGAGCGGCGGACCGGCGGUGCCAGCUCCUGGUGGCAGCAGGGUCCCCCCGACAUCGCCCAGCAGUGACGCCUCCACUGUCCUCCCUCGGGAAACAAGAGCUUGGGCUGCAUCUCUGAGUUUAGACCUCCAACCUCAGCAUCCUGACCUGGUGCCGCCUUUGGGAGGAUGAAUCAGGACGGUUACUCAAGUGAUCAGCCCACGGGUGAUGAUGACACAUCAGGAUGUCAUGGAGAUUCAUGAAUCAUCCACAGAAGGACCUAGAGGCUGGGUUUGGGGAAAAAGACAUUCAAGUCUCUAUAACAUAUCCUGGGUGCUGGCCAGGACCCACUCGUACUGCUGAAAACCCUUCAGCUUCUCUGGACAAAGCAGGAGCUGGGGAAGCAGCUCAAGGAAGAAAUCAGGCGGGGCUUUGCCAGACUGGAGGACCCUUUGGCAGGACUCCUGGCCAUGCUGGAGAGCAGCAGUGAUUGGAAGGGGAAAGGGCAUUCCCUGGGGUAUUGCAUCACCAUGGAGCUGCAGCUUUGGCUAAAAGCACAUCCUGCUGUCCCACAGGUUAGAAAAAGAGAAAGCAAGAGAGCUGGGAGAGAUGAGAGAGCAAUUGAUUGUAACGUUCCUCAGUCUGGCACCAAGCUGAAGAAGCUGCAGGCCCAUGUGCUCGGAAUGCUCUCCCAGUGCCCAGCUAAUCUGCUUGACCCCCUGAUUAGCAUUUACCAGCUCCACACAGCAGACCGGAACUAUUUGCUUGAACAUGUCAGUCAUCUUUAUCUCCAGGGCAAUUACAAAGAGGCAGCCAUACUGAGUAUUAAGCUGAAAUUACAGCCAGAUCAAGAUGUAGAGAAGAUGUGUACCCCACUACUGCUCCAGGAUAAAGCUAACUUGGUGGAAGAAUAUGUGGCAGAAUAUCCCGAGCUCCAAAGGAAGCUCUUGCAGACGCUGGACACGUGGUGUGAGCCCAGCUUCGAUAUCAGAGACAUCACAAGACCCUACCAAGGCCUGUCCAAGUACAAACCCGAAAAAUUUAACCGCAGAAUGCUCAGUAAGCUGGUCUUCAGGCUCCUGGAGAGAUUCAACGUUGACCCAGCUCUCUGCCCUAAUGUCAUAAAUCAGCGGCAUUUGAGAACCCUGAAUUACCUCUUUUACAAGAGAUUUGUUGAGAAAACCAUGACUGAGGAGAAUUGGGCAGACCACAUUCAGAGCACAGUUGGGGAGAACCGGUGGCUCCAGGGACAUCUGGUGCAGUCGCUGCUCCGUCACUGCGACGCGCGUGGGGCGGCGCGCUGGGCACAGCACUGCCGGGUGCCCUCUGAAAUGCUGCCUCAGGCUGUGGCUGAGGAGCUUCAGAAGCUGCACAUCCAGGACAGGGUAGAAGAGGUCAAAAAAGCAGAUAAUUAUGAGGCCAGUAAGAAGAAGGACUACUACCAGCUUCCUAUUCCACGGGAAAAUAUUCACUUUCUGCAGACAUGGGAGGAGACGCUGCAGUGCUGGGAGAAGGUGCUGCAGCCUGGGCAGGUCGUUGGUGUGGACAUGGAGUGGAAGCCUUCCUUUGGCAUGGUGGGGAAGCCCCGUGUCGCCCUCCUGCAACUUGCACUGAAGGAUGAGGUGUUCCUGUUGGACCUGCCACGGCUCCUCGAGCAAGCUGAGGCUGAGGGGGAAAAGGAGAAGCUUCCCCGUUUCAUCCAGAUGCUCUAUUCAGAUGCAGCCAUCACUAAACUAGGUUAUGGGAUGUCUGGAGACCUCAGCAGCCUUGCAGCCACAUGUUCUGCUUUAAAAGACACAGAGAAGCAAAUGCAAGGUGUGGUGGAUCUUCUUGCAGUGGACAAACAACUGCAGUGGGGGAAGGACAGCCGGAAGGUCGAUGGACUGUCCCCAGAGCGCAGCCACGAGGAGAGAGGGGUCAGGCAGCCAGAGAAGGGACUCAGCCUCCUGGUGCAGCAUGUGCUGGGGAAGCCUCUGGAUAAAACAGAGCAGCUGUCCAACUGGGAGAAGCGGCCGCUCCGGGAGGAGCAGAUCCUCUAUGCAGCCUCAGAUGCCUACUGCUUGCUGGAGAUCUAUGAGAGGCUCUGCAAGGACCCCGAGAGAUUCAGUCUGGGUUCAGACCUGACAGACAGUCUGGUGGGAAAACAGAGCAAAAAACCCAGGGUAAAAAAGCAGCUGAAUAAACAAGAAGCACCAUCACCUUCUGGACAGGAAUGCCAAGGACCCAGAACAGAUCCCUCACGCCCUCCUGCCCCCAUCUCCCCCCAGGAGUUCAGCGUGGUCUGUGACAACAUGCUGCAGGGCCUGGGGCGCUACCUGCGCUGCCUGGGCGUGGAUGUCCGGCUGCUGGACAAUGAGGAUGACCACAGGAAAGCUGCUGAGAUAGCCCGACAGGAAGGAAGAGUCAUUUUGACCUCCGGACUCCCAUAUCAGACUCUGCGCUCCCAGGUGGGAGAAGGAAGGUGUUUCUCUGUGAACUGCUCCGAGAAGGCGAAGGAACAGGCGCUGCAGGUGCUGAAGCACUUCAACGUGCAGGUGUCCCUGGGUGACAUCUUCAGCCGCUGCCAGGUGUGCAAUUGCAACAAGUACCUGAAGGUCUCACGGGAGAGUAUGAAGCAGCUGGUGGAGAGCAGCAGACAAGUGUCAGGGGAGCACAGUGCAGGCUGCCCGGGGAGCCAGAGUUGCAGUGUCACGGGGCCAGUCUGUGACACAGCCCAGCCUGGCUGCACCCCACACAGCGAGCAGGCGGAGGGGACGGAGCAGCGCGGGGCAGCCACGGUGCUGGCAGGGGACACGGUCCUGCAGGUCACUGCCAUCCCCCCCGGGGUGCUGGACAGAGCAGAGCUCACCGACUUCUACUGCUGCACCUGCUGUGGGAAGGUGUUUUGGGAAGGGUCCCAUUUUGGACACAUUGUGUCCCAGUUCCAGGAUGUUCUUGUGGCCUCUAGGGAUGCACAGAGCAUCUAUGAGCUGAGCUGAGCUGAACUGAGCCAAGCUGAGCUGAGCUGAGCUUAGCUGAGAAGCACGGGGGCUCCACAGGGGAACUGGGACUGCUGGGGACCCUCAGCAGAUUUUGGGCCCUGGGUUUCCAGAGAGAGGUUGGAAGUGAGGAGGUAGGAGCUCUCAUUUUGGGAUCCGUCACGGAGAGCACUGUCACAGGUGCACCAGUGGUUUUUGGGCAACAGCCCAAAAAUACAUGGCCUCCAUGAGAUCAUUAAAGCAGAGGUGGCUGAUGAAUG